Daucus carota subsp. sativus is the source of this 2010-nucleotide messenger RNA. RefSeq names its product calnexin homolog. Gene Ontology annotation, cellular component: endoplasmic reticulum; endoplasmic reticulum membrane. The record is from RefSeq and is a predicted model, not a curated record. The coding region runs from base 146 to 1762 and encodes 538 amino acids. The transcript is spliced from 6 exons. Gene Ontology annotation, molecular function: calcium ion binding. Lineage: Eukaryota; Viridiplantae; Streptophyta; Magnoliopsida; Apiales; Apiaceae. Gene Ontology annotation, biological process: protein folding.
AUACAUACAUGCAUAAAUAACAAAUCAAACUGAUACUCCUGAUUAUCAGACCUCACUCACCCUCUCUCUAGAGCUCUACUCUCUCUCUAGAUCAAUUUAUAAAUUUAUAGGAGGUUUAUUCAUUAUUGAAUAAAUCGAAUCGCACAUGGAAGAAGCUAAACGGAGGAUCAUCCCCUUUGUUUUCUUGCUAAUAAUCUCCUCAUUUGCCUUUCAGCUAUUCGCUUCUACUGAUCCGAUAUUUUAUGAGUCGUUUGAUGAAGAUUUUUCGGGACGGUGGAUCGCUUCGGAGAAAGAUGAAUAUCAAGGUGUAUGGAAACACUCCAAAAGUGAGGGACAUGAUGAUUACGGACUUCUUGUCAGCGAGAAGGCAAGGAAAUAUGCAAUUGUCAAGGAGCUUGAUGAACCUGUGAAACUCAAUGACGGAACUAUUGUUCUCCAGUUUGAAACACGUCUGCAGAAUGGCCUAGAGUGUGGUGGUGCAUAUCUGAAGUUUCUUCGACCUCAGGAGGCCGGUUGGGUACCCAAAGGAUUUGACAAUGAAUCUCCUUACUCUAUUAUGUUUGGCCCUGACAAAUGUGGAGUUACAAACAAGGUCCAUUUCAUUUUGAAGCAUAAAAACCCCAAGACUGGAGAGUUUGUUGAGCAUCAUGUUAAGUUCCCACCAUCCGUGCCGUCCGACAAAUUAACCCAUGUGUACACUGCAAUUUUGAAGCCUGACAAUGAAUUACGAAUCUUGGUUGAUGGGGAAGAGAAGAAGAAGGUCAAUUUCUUGUCUUCAGAAGAUUUUGAUCCAGCCCUAAUCCCAGCAAAGACAAUUCCUGAUCCAGAUGACAAGAAACCUACAGACUGGGACGAGAGAGCGAAAAUUCCCGACCCUGAGGCAACAAAGCCAGAUGAUUGGGAUGAAGAUGCACCUUUGGAGAUUGAAGAUGCUGAAGCUGUCAAACCUGAAGGAUGGCUAGAUGACGAGCCUGAAGAAAUUGAAGACCCAGAGGCAUCGAAACCUGAGGACUGGGAUGAUGAAGAAGAUGGUGAAUGGGAGGCUCCCAAGAUUGAAAACCCCAAGUGUGAGGAUGCACCUGGAUGUGGGGAGUGGAAGAGACCAAUGAAGAGAAAUCCAGCUUACAAGGGAAAAUGGCACGCACCUCUUAUAGACAACCCCAACUAUAAGGGUAUAUGGAAGCCUCAGCAAAUUUCAAACCCUGCAUACUUUGAGCUCGAUAAACCAGCUUUUGAGCCUAUUGCUGCUAUUGGCAUUGAAAUUUGGACAAUGCAAGAUGGUAUAUUGUUUGAUAAUAUAUUGAUAGCAAGUGACGAAAAGGUUGCAGAAUCAUACAGACAGACCACAUGGAAGCCAAAGUUUGAUGUAGAGAAAGCGAAACAGAAGGCCGAGGAGGAAACAAGCAGUCUUUCAGAUAGUCUGAAAGGUUUUCAGAAGGUGGUAUUUGACCAACUCUACAAGAUUGCAGACAUUCCUUUCUUGCAGAAUCACAAAUUUAAGAUUUUGGAUCUCAUUGAAAAAGCAGAAAAGCAACCAAACAUUACAAUUGGUGUACUUGUAUCCAUCGUCGUAGUUAUUUUCACUGCUCUGAUUAAACUUCUAUUCGGCGGAAAGAAACCUGCAACGCCGAAGGUCAGAGUGGAACCUAAGAAGGAAGAAGUAACCGAGGCCUCAAACAAUGGGGGAGAUAGUAGCGAGGAGAAAGAACGGAACGAGGACACAACAGCAGCACCUCGUAGGAGGACCAGGCGUGAUGAUUAGAAUGGAUGAGAAUCUGAUGCCCUUUUGAAGUGGUCAUUAGUUUGGCUUUUGUUAGACUCGUCUAGGUUUUGAUAGUAUUGCCAGUACUAAUUUUUGCCUUGAUUAUGGAUAUGCAGUGAGUUUUUACCUGUCAAGUGUGUAUGACAAUGUAAAUGAGAUUUUAUCUAAGAGGAUCCGAUUAGCAGUCGGUUCCAUCUCUUUAACUAUGCUGCCUUUGAACCAUAAUUCAAAAAGAGAACUUCGUGGUA